AUGGCACCAAAAUCUAUGUUCGCUGAAACCUUAGGUUUGAGUAAUAUUCUCCCUGCGAAAUCAGAACGGUUUUAUAAGGCCCUAGCUUGUAUCUUUAAAUAUGUUUCUUUAGUGGAUGACCUUGAAACCAGUUUUACUGCGCUUUCUCAUACAUGGGGCGAUGUCGUUCCUGAUGAGGACCAUCCCAAUGGUGAGCUAAUAGCUAAAGGGCUUAGUGACUCUUCAAGAGCAUUGUCAUCUGAGCCCAAUACCGUUGAUGGAGUACCAGUUAAUAUUGUCUGGCCAAACAUUCCUCAUUACGAAGGCCAAAAGGAACUCGCUGCGAUUAUCGACAGUUUUGGAAAUGAUCAUUGGAGCACUACGCAAUCGCUUCUAAGAUCGCAUAAAUCCAAACUAAUUACCAUUCUUCAAAAUCCCCAACUCGGUGAAUGCUGGGAAGCACUCGAGGAGAUCCAUAAAUCACCUUACUGGAACCGACUGUGGAUUGUCCAAGAAGUCCUGAUUAAUUCUGAAACCUGGGUAUACGUUGGCGAAGAGCUCAUUCCCCUCGCUCUAGGCCAAGCACUCCAAUAUCUAGACAACAGCGAAAUUGAAACUCUUCCGCCAUACACAACCUAUGUUAUCGAAUCUGUUCGGAUUCCUGCCAACCUACCGCUCCUAGAUGGCAAACUACAUUUUUCAGAUCCAAUAGCCAAGCAUAUGGAACUACUCGAUAUUCAUCAAACAUUUCGCAAAUUCGAAUGCAGAGAUCCACGAGAUAAAGUUUAUGGAAUAGCCGGACUGUCCUAUUCAUAUCACCAGAAACUGAUGAUUGAUUACUCAAAGAGCGUGUCUGAAAUGUACAAAGAUGUCGCUCGCCUAAUAACCGAAACAAUAGAUCGACUUGAGAUAAUAUGCGCAGGUGAAAAAACAAAAUGUCACUGUCCUUCCGGCUCAUACCAGGGUUUAUCUACAAUAGCGACAUGGGUACCGAACUGGUCUUGUAUUCGUGAGGGUACCGGCCUUUGUCCUGGACAUCUAAGAGGUUGA
Molecule: messenger RNA, 1029 nt
Organism: Botrytis byssoidea
Lineage: Eukaryota; Fungi; Ascomycota; Leotiomycetes; Helotiales; Sclerotiniaceae
Exons: 3
Coding region: 1-1029 (342 amino acids)
Source: RefSeq, a predicted model, not a curated record